CUGCAGGAUCGGGUGAUUCUAGGUGCUGUGGGUGCUGACAAUUGGGCUGGGGGCAUUCUAGAACAGCAGAAUGAUUUUGACGGUGAAAGAUUCAUCACAACUCCCUCAGUCCGGAAAGAGAUGGAAGGGGCAUACUUGGGGUACGCACUCGGGUUUCUCCAGCAUCAUCAGAAAGAGUUCUAUGCUGUUGGUGCCCCUCGAUACCAACAUCUGGGAAGGGUCCUCUUAUUUGAGGUCAAUGCCACCAGUCAGAAUUGGACAUUAAAACAAGAAAUUAAAGGGCAACAGACUGGGUCAUAUUUUGGUGGGGUGCUUUGCACUGUGGAUAUAGAUGGUGAUCAAGAAACAGAUCUGCUGCUUAUUGGAGCCCAGCAAUAUUUCACAGAAAUGAGAGGAGGUCAGGUUUAUGCAUAUGGCUGGAAAGAGGAUAAUCUCAUUCUUCUUGGAGAACUUAAUGGGGAUUUAGGAUACCCCUUGGGCAGAUUUGGAGCAGCCAUCACAGAUCUGGCAGACAUCAAUGGGGAUGGACAGGUGGAUGUGGCUGUAGGAGCUCCCUUAGAGGAUGAAGAGAGGGGAGCUGUCUACAUCUAUAACAGCCACGAGAAGACUCUGCGUAUGCAGUAUAGCCAGAGAAUUACUGGAGCUACCAUUUCUCCUGGCCUGAGAUACUUUGGACAGUCCAUCCAUGGAAAGACAGACCUCAGUGGAGAUGGUCUCACAAACAUUGCAGUAGGAGCUCUGGGAAAGGUGGUGGUGCUCCAAUCCAGACCAAUUGUUAAUGUGGCCACACAAGUGACCUUCCAGCCCAAGGAAAUUCCGGUGAAAGAUGUUGAAUGUUCUGGGGAUAGCAAGGCAUGGCAAAAUAUAAAUCUGAAACUUACCAUCUGCUUCAUUAACAGCUUUGCCAUCAAGAGUUAUUCAGGACAUCUCUCUGCCAAACUCUUGUUUCACCUGGAGAUUGACCCAGACAGGGUGAAGUACCGAGGAGAAUUUAGGAAUGGCAAUAAUGUUAUAAAUGGGGACAAAGAAAUCUCUCUAGGGUCGGUGUGCAUACUGGAGGAAAUUAAUAUCACGAACUGCAUUGAGGAUUACUUGUCAGCCAUCAAGCUCCUUGUGAACUUGUCCCUUGAGGAAGACGGUGAGCUGAAGAACGGACCGCCCAGGCCUAUUCUGAAUCCCCUAAGCAAUAGGACAGUGGUGGAGAUUCCUUUUGAGAAGAACUGUGGGGUAGAUGAAGUGUGUGUGACUGAUCUGAAAAUUGCCUUCCAUUCUUCCGGAUUAUUAAAAAAAAAGAAAGUAGCAGCAAUUAGAUUGAAUCUCACCACUGCUUCUCUUCUUUCCCAGUCCAGUGCUUAUAUCCUCUUGAGGUGUCAGGACGAUAAAGGCCUUGCUUGCAACGUCAGUCACCCCAUCUACAGGAAUAGCACCAAGGCUUUGAUCCAGCUCCAGUUUGGUGUCCUCGCCGACGUUGCCUGGACAGAGAACUUGGAGAUGGAGGUAUAUGUCAGCAGUGAGAAUGAGGCGAACGACACUCUUCAAAACAACAAAGCUCGACACAGCAUCCCUGUAAAGUACCCCAUCAACAUCAUUGUCAACGGGUUAGAAACGUCAAGCCACUACGUUAACUUCAGUUCUCAACAGCAAGAAAACAAGACUGUGACACACUCAUAUAAAGUGAGUCAGUGCUUGCAAGCUUUCUCCCAGAAUAAGAACUCU
Messenger RNA from Python bivittatus (Burmese python), 1716 nucleotides. NCBI's taxonomy places the organism in Eukaryota, Metazoa, Chordata, Lepidosauria, Squamata, Pythonidae. The record is from RefSeq and is a predicted model, not a curated record.